CAUCCCAACGGUCGGCAAGAACUGCAAAUCAUAACCAUCGCCAGUUUAUCGCUGACUUCAGAGUGUACAAGGCGCUUCGUAGACGAAACCCCCAGUCGCAACGAUGCCGAAACCUGUGCUAUACACGGUUCAUCUGAGCCCACCGUGCCGUGCCGUGGAGCUGACGGCAAAAGCGCUUGGAUUGGAGUUAGAGCGCAAGCUUGUGAACUUACUUGCUGGGGAAAAUUUAACACCUGAGUUCUUGAAGCUCAAUCCUAAGCAUACGAUCCCCGUGCUGGACGAUAAUGGGACGAUCAUCAGCGAAAGCCACGCGAUCAUGAUCUAUCUCGUGCGUAAGUACGGCCAGGGCGAAGGGAAGGAUGCGCUGUACCCAACGGACAUUGUCGAGCAGGCUCGGGUCAAUGAGGCACUGCACUUCGAGUCCGGUGUGCUGUUUGCUCGGUUGCGAUUCAUUACCGAGCUGGUAUUUUUCGCACGCAAACCAGAAAUUCCGGAAGAUCGCAUCGAGUACGUUCGUACGGCGUACCGGUUGCUGGAAGACUCGCUGCAGAGCGAUUACGUAGCCGGAUCACGCAUGACGAUCGCUGACCUGAGCUGCAUUUCCUCGGUCGCCUCUAUGGUGGGCUUUAUCCCGAUGGAAAGGUCCGAGUUCCCGCGGGUGCACGGGUGGAUCGAGCGGAUGAAGCAGUUGCCGUACUAUGAGGAGAUCAACGGUGCCGGUGCCACAGAGCUGGCCGAGUUCAUUGUGGAUAUGUUGGCGAAGAAUGCAAAACUGUAACAGGUUCAUGCUAUUCGCGGUUGUUAACUAGUCAAAUAAAGUGUAGGAUUUAAAGCACCUA
Molecule: messenger RNA, 839 nt
Organism: Anopheles coluzzii
Lineage: Eukaryota; Metazoa; Arthropoda; Insecta; Diptera; Culicidae
Product: glutathione S-transferase 1-1-like
Exons: 3
Coding region: 104-778 (224 amino acids)
Biological process (GO): glutathione metabolic process
Molecular function (GO): glutathione transferase activity
Source: RefSeq, a predicted model, not a curated record